This is a messenger RNA of Malassezia vespertilionis, 1257 nucleotides long. RefSeq lists its product as uncharacterized. The record is from RefSeq and is a predicted model, not a curated record. The transcript has a single exon. Gene Ontology annotation, molecular function: DNA-binding transcription activator activity, RNA polymerase II-specific; RNA polymerase II transcription regulatory region sequence-specific DNA binding. Bases 1 to 1257 code for a protein of 418 amino acids. Gene Ontology annotation, biological process: regulation of transcription by RNA polymerase II. Gene Ontology annotation, cellular component: nucleus. Lineage: Eukaryota; Fungi; Basidiomycota; Malasseziomycetes; Malasseziales; Malasseziaceae.
AUGAGCAGGACACAGGACUCCAUCUCGUUCAUCCUGGGCCUGAACCAGCUCGACGAUGUCUCGGAUACGGGCCCGAUUGAGACCACCGAAUCCAACGAACUGCUUGCCGGUCUAAACAUGAUGCCGCCCGCAACCUCGGAGACGCGGGAGGAUACAGUAUCAAAUUUUACAAACCAGCUGUCGCUAUGGACGAAUGCGAGCUUUAGCUUUGACGGGCCGAUGGGGCACGCACUGAUCGGGGAUGAAGAGAAAAAGGAGGAUCUUGAUAAGCCGAACGAAGCGGCGCUGCGGGACGAGCACGAAGAACGGAUGCAGCGGUACUUUGCCGCGUCCAGUGCAUACUCCAACGCUGCGCGGGACAAGAACCGCGAUCGGGAAUUGGACGCGAUGAAUCCAUCAGGACCGGGGAAUGCAUUGCCGCAGCCUGCAUUCCAUGAACGGCUUGAAACGCCAGCAGCACACGCUCCGCUCCAUGCAUCUAACAGGGAAGCACGGCCGAUACCAGCGCCGCUGCAGUCAUUUGCAUCCACCAGCCAGCAGGUCCCGACGCCCCCGAAUGGCGGACCUUGGGACCUGACGUCGACGCUUGCUCUGCAGUAUCUUUUAUCGCGCAACCCAUCGAUGCUCGGAAACAUUCCGCAGCUGCAGAAUGGGGCACCGGCGCCGGUGCCGGUGCCGGCCCCGGGCGGACCUGUGGAUGUGGGGAUAGGCGCUGCAUGGGGACAGGCACAGCCCACUGUGCGCGAUGUACCGGAAAUGCUACCCGCGCAGCGACCCAAGCUCAACACGCCGACCAAGAAUGCCGAAGAAGCUCGCGUGCCGUGGGGCAAUGCAGUCUCGCCGAAAGCAGUGAAGAAGCGGCGCUCUUCGUUAGCGAUGCGCGACAAGGAAGAGCAGGCUGCGAAUGCGGACUACGAGAUGCUGAAAGAUGCCGAGGGAGGCGCACAGGAUCGCAUCAGACUGGUGGAUACGGGCAACAUCGAAGCCGAUGCGGAAGUGAACCGGCAAGCAAUCGAGGAGGAUAAGCGGCGGCGAAACACACUUGCAAGCGCACGGUUCCGCGUGAAGAAGAAGCAGCGCGAGGCCGCACUGGAGAUAUCGGCGCGCGAAUUGGAAGGUCAAGUUGCCGAGCUCCGCCAGGAAAACGAGCGGCUACGGACAGAGAAUGAAUGGCUGCGACGACUCGUCAAUGCCCGGCCAGAAGGACUCUCUGCGUUAUUGGGUGCGAAUAUGAACCCCGCGCCACCGCUCGAGUGA